CGGAAGUAGGAAAAUUUAUAACUAAUAAUUUUUUUUUUUAAAUAUGAUUUAAUUAUUCCAAUCUAAUCUUGAAAAUAUAAAAAUCAUUCCUAUUUGUGCUGUUUAUUAAACAAAACCACUUUAGGUUUCAGACAUUCGUGUUAACAAAUUGUGUUGGGCUCUAAGCGGCUUAUUGACAUGAUUGAGCAAGCGACAAGUUUUGUUUACAAAUGGCGUCCAAACUUUUAAAAUUUUGCAAAUAAUUUUUAUCUUGCUAGCAAGUUUUAAUCUUUUAGUGAUGUAUUAGUCCAUUAUAUUUACCAAAUGGCUUACAGCAGACCGAUACGGGUCUUUACUGAAUUGCAAAGCAAGACAAGCAACCCAGAAAAUAUUAGACUUUCUAAGUCCAUUUCAAAUGAAAAUUCAGAAAAUGCCAUACUUAAUCAUGCCGGUUAUCUUGAUAGACAAAUACAUGUAACUGGUAUUGGUGAGCUUAUUUUACCGCCCGAUCGGUUUUCUAUCAACAUAAGAUGCAAGUCAACAAAAGCUACUGCACAGGAAGCCAAAGAUAGCAUAAACAGACGAGUUGAUUAUAUCAUUCAAACUUUGCAAAAUAACUCUGUAAAGCAAGAUGAUUUUAGAAUAUUCCAGCACACGAGCCAUGUAGACUCAAUGGUUAAUGUGGAUUGUGAAAUUGAAGUUCACUUCACUGACAUCAAUAAAUGCCAGGUUGUAUCCAACUACCUUUCUGAAAAGCUUGGUCCAGCUGUUUCAGUCACCCUACCCCAUUGCUACCAUGCUCAUGGAAGUUUGGAUAAACUAAGAAAACAAGUUGGAAUGCUAGCCAUACAUAAUGCAAGGCAGAAGGCUCUUGAAAUGGCUAAAGUUUUACAUGUCACAGUUGGAUCAGCUCUUGAGGUACAAGAGCUAGGCACUACUGAAAGCCAGGGUACUCAGAGUUCCAAUACAGCCAGGAGUGAGACUUCACCAGAUAUUAACCCCAGCAUUCAGCAGAAGGUUUCUGAUGCCACCAUCAUCAUUGUCAGCAAGGUGUCUGUUUGUUUUCAACUGAAAGUUGAUCGAUCAAAAAAGAUCUAAUGUGCAAUUUGGAUAAAGAUUGCAAUUUCUAAUAAUUUUUUUGUAGCAAAGUAUUUUUAAAAAAAAACUGAACAAUCCAACUUUGCCACCUCAGCUCCAUGUCACUUCUCAGAUAACACAAAUUUUACACUAAUGGUAAACAUUUAUAAUUGUCAGCAAAAUAAAGAAAUGUUGUGAAGUUGGUC
This is a messenger RNA of Physella acuta, 1262 nucleotides long. RefSeq names its product interleukin-1 receptor-associated kinase 1-binding protein 1 homolog. The record is from RefSeq and is a predicted model, not a curated record. Lineage: Eukaryota; Metazoa; Mollusca; Gastropoda; Physidae. Gene Ontology annotation, biological process: positive regulation of canonical NF-kappaB signal transduction; immune response.